Messenger RNA from Anopheles cruzii, 990 nucleotides. RefSeq names its product phospholipid scramblase 1-like. Gene Ontology annotation, molecular function: phospholipid scramblase activity. Gene Ontology annotation, biological process: plasma membrane phospholipid scrambling. Gene Ontology annotation, cellular component: plasma membrane. Bases 1 to 918 code for a protein of 305 amino acids. The transcript has 5 exons. The record is from RefSeq and is a predicted model, not a curated record. NCBI's taxonomy places the organism in Eukaryota, Metazoa, Arthropoda, Insecta, Diptera, Culicidae.
AUGUGUUCUGCUAGGGCUCCUCAGCAGCAGGACUUCCAGGGUCCGGAUACUCCUACGUUUGAUCUGAGUUGGGACUACAACUAUGACAACACACUCGCUGCUCCUCCGAACAACGUUCCACCAGUAGUGCACACCGGAGAGAAUCGAAUCAUCUCGGCACAACCCCAGCCCAUGACCAAUGGAGCAGAGAGUGUGAGGCCUUCCAUGCUUUCCCCCCUAAGUGUGAUCCGCAACGAACCGAUCCGAUCGGUGAAUAGUCCGUUUCUAACACCGUUCUCGCCCAGAGCGGGACUCGACUUCCUGUACGGAUUGCCAUCGGUGUUUAUCCAACAAUCGUACGAGCUGAACGAACUCCUUUCAGGCGUGGCCUCAGACAAUCGGUACACUAUCCGCGGGCCAUCGAACGAGGCGCUCUACGGUGCGUCGGAGACCUCCGAUCCUAGGGAUAGAUUUUGGGGUUCCCUCAGACCCUUCCAGCUGUCGCUGGUGGACCGAAACCACCAGGAGGUGUUGCUUUUUAAGAAAAAUCUUGGAUGUGGUGUGUUUUGCUGUUUCUGCAAAAAUCAGUUUCUCGAGAUCUGGGCCAGCCCGGGUGAGCUGAUCGGUUGCAUACAGCAGGACUACGGGAUACUGUCCCAAGAAAUCAUUCUACUGAACAGCGACAUAAACAUCAUGUUCCGCGUCCCGAUACCCUUUGUGAGCGCUAUCCGCAUGCCGAAAGAGACCCACUUUCGGGUGAUGGACCGAGAUCUGCUGACCCAGAAAGGGACGAUUACGCGCGCCUGGAACGUGAACACCUCGAGCUACACGAACAACAUCUAUUUCUCCGAUCCGAGCAUGGACGUCAAAUUUAAGUCACUAUUCAUCGCCGCCGCAUUUCUGCUGGAGUACCUGUACUUUCAAUCAAAUUGCUGUUGACGCAUACCGAUGAUAUUGAAAGAAGAGCACACCACUUCAUGAAUAUUCUCAUACCGUCUGGAGUGUCAAGAU